AUGGAGGAAGGCACUGCCAUCGAGACCAUCCCAGAUCUGAAAGACAUAGAGGUGAAAAUCGGACGGAAGACCCCCGAGGGUUUGCUCAGGUGGAUGCGGGAUGAGGCGUCCUCUCUCCGGGGAGACGCCAAGCUGACCACCGCGCACGACACCAGUAAAGAGACUGGAAAGAAGAGUUUGGAUGAAAAGAUCAGGAAAUUGAAGAUGGAGAUGCUUCACUUGCGCUCGGUGGACGUGAAGAUCUUGCAGCAGUUGCUGGCGGUCCAUGAAGGCAUCGAGGCGGUGAAAUGGCUGCUGGAGGAGCGCAGCACGCUGACAAGCCGCUGCAGCAGCCUAACCAGCAGCCAGUACAGCCUGGGCGAGGGCCCCGACACCUCCUGGAGAGGCUCCUGGAGCAGCCUGCAAGACCCCAACGAAAAGCUGGAUAACAUCUCCAUCGGCAGCUACCUGGACACCCUGGCGGAUGACAUGGAUGAGUACUGCCCCUCCAGCUCGGAGUCUGUCAUCUGCUCCACCAAGCCGCUGGGGAAGGGGGGGACUGGGGUUACUGCUGUUACAGGGGAUGCUGGGACAGGAACUGGGAAACCAGCUGUUCCUGUCAGCUCUCUCCAGGGAAAGUCUGAGGGCCCUGAGCAAGACUCUCCGAUCUGGACAAAGGCACAAGUUGUUAAGGCUAACGGUGUCCUGGAGAAACCGAUCACACAAACAGGCAGCCCAUCCCGCCUCAGCACUAACGAGAAAGUAGGAACCGGCCAGAGCCCAAAACUCAAACCUUACAAAAACGGAAGGAUUGACUUGGACACUUGCAAAAUGAACGGCAAAAUGCAUCUAGAGUACGACGCACACUGGCGGUGGGUGCAGUCGCAAGAAGAUGUGACGUUUUUGUAG
Messenger RNA from Anoplopoma fimbria (sablefish), 888 nucleotides. RefSeq names its product leucine rich adaptor protein 1 (gene lurap1). Lineage: Eukaryota; Metazoa; Chordata; Actinopteri; Perciformes; Anoplopomatidae. The coding region runs from base 1 to 888 and encodes 295 amino acids. Gene Ontology annotation, biological process: positive regulation of cytokine production; positive regulation of canonical NF-kappaB signal transduction. The transcript is spliced from 3 exons. The record is from RefSeq and is a predicted model, not a curated record.